GGCCUGACAUUUGAAAGCCACGUUACCGAACCAACUCACUGACACGUAACAUACUAUUCCCUGGUCCCACACUUGGUAAUCGUAUACUUUCUACUUUCUAGAGCCUCCUCUCCUAAGUCCUAAGAGAUUCUUAACCUCUCUCUCUCUCUCUCUUUCUCUAUGGCAUCUGCGACGCGUCUGGUGCACUGCGAGCUGCGCUCGGCGAGGCCCGCGGUUCGGCCGAGGGAACCGGCCGGUCCGGUUCAGGUUACGAUCCCCAAACCCAAACCCAAAGCGGCGGAGGCGGAAGGCGCGAACAUCGUUUUGCAGCCGCGGUUGUGCACUCUCAGAUCCUACGGUUCGGAUCGAGCCGGGGUGCUUAUCAAGACUCGCAAGGAGGGUGACCAUGAUGACGUGUCACCCUUCUUCGCCGCGCUUUCCGACUAUAUUGAGAGCUCUAAGAAAAGUCAAGAUUUUGAGAUCAUCUCUGGUCGUCUAGCUAUGAUGGUGUUUGCAGCGACGGUGACAAUGGAAGUGGUGACAGGGAACUCUGUGUUCAGAAAGAUGGAUAUUGAAGGAAUCACAGAGGCUGGUGGGGUGUGUUUGGGUGCAGUAACUUGCGCAGCACUCUUUGCAUGGUUCUGCAGUGCCCGAAACAGAGUUGGUAGAAUCUUCACCGUAAGCUGCAACGCAUUCAUUGACUCUGUAAUUGACCAAAUCAUCGAUGGUUUGUUCUAUGAAGGCGACCCUACUGAUUGGCCUGAUGAACCGUGAUCAUUAAGUAUAUAUAAUUCUUACCAUCUUUGCAGAUUUAAUGUGUCUAAAAAUCAUAGACACAGUUAGAAGAUGCAAUACUAAUAAUAUUUAUAAAUAUAUAGGCAGAGGAAGAAUAGCAAAAUUGAUGCCAUCCCGAUGCAGAAGAAAAAAUAGUAACAAAAAUAAAUGAUGAAGCAUCAUAGAUGUUGAACCUAAAUGGAUACUGUAAACGAUUGUUUUCACUUUCUUAAGAAGCACUCUUAGAUGAUGAAAUAUGUUUUAUUUACAUGGGUUUAUCAAACCCCUCUAAUUAUGUGAGCUACCGUUUUCAAUUCUA
Molecule: messenger RNA, 1072 nt
Organism: Glycine soja
Lineage: Eukaryota; Viridiplantae; Streptophyta; Magnoliopsida; Fabales; Fabaceae
Product: stress enhanced protein 2, chloroplastic-like
Exons: 2
Coding region: 160-753 (197 amino acids)
Biological process (GO): cellular response to high light intensity
Source: RefSeq, a predicted model, not a curated record